AUGUCUAGGGAGCAGGUGGAACUGCUCGAUCAUAACUCUAAUACGACCCAAAGACCAUGCAUCUUUAUGGGAAUUCUGGCUUUCACUUCAGUACCCACGGGGAUGGCGAGCCAUGCCGACUCCAGUGCCGUGGCCAGUGCUUCCCUCCGACACCCUUGCGAUACCCUCCACUGCGAGUGCUGCCGCCUGCCUUCUGUGAUUGAUCAGAGUAUUUGCUUCAGUUUCAAAACUGACGACAUCCUCUCCAUGGUUUUCCUUAUGCCAAUGACAAGGAGGGAGUUGAAGUGCCAUGAAGAGCUACAGGCUGAGAGUAUUGCCACAUGCCACCUGCAACUCCUCUUCCUGCAGCAGUCUGCAGCAUUUGACUGGGAGAGUGGAAUUGAUAAUUUCCUUUUUCAGAAGAGCCUGCUGGAGCUCUGGUUUCAUUCAGAGUUUGGUACCAUUCAGCUAUCAAAACAAGUUGCAUCUUCAGAAAACAGUUCAGUUGUGUAUCAAGGAUGCAUCACUGAUGAGGAUCAAGGAUACAUCACUGAUGAGACUGCAAUAGACAGGGAGAAUAUAAUGGUGGACGUUCCCCACGGGAUGAAAUUGGACAGCACUGUUAAAGACAUCUUCCACAUCAUGGAGUAAACAACCUAUUUUUCUUGUAAGUUUGUGGUGGGUAAACGGAUUAACAGCACCUGUUAACAUAUUGAUC
This is a messenger RNA of Darwinula stevensoni, 697 nucleotides long. The record is from the annotation of a GenBank genome assembly. NCBI's taxonomy places the organism in Eukaryota, Metazoa, Arthropoda, Ostracoda, Podocopida, Darwinulidae.